Molecule: messenger RNA, 2049 nt
Organism: Entrophospora candida
Lineage: Eukaryota; Fungi; Glomeromycota; Glomeromycetes; Entrophosporales; Entrophosporaceae
Source: the annotation of a GenBank genome assembly
AUGUCUUCCCCAAAAGUUACUAAUACUUUUGUUAGUUCCAUUACUGAUGUAACUAACGAUGCAAUUGAUGGCGCUUCUGAUGAGAAAUCAAAUGAAGCUAAAGAAGAAACAGAUGAAGCUAAAGAAGAAAAUGAUGGUGAUGAAAGUAAACAAGCUUGGCAAAUGGUUUGGAAUAACGAUGUUCAAGCAUAUUAUUAUUGGAACACUUUAACAAAUGAAACAACUUGGACAACUCCAACCGAAUUACUACAACAACAAGAACAUCACCAAUCACUAGAACCUGAUAAUAAUAUUACAAGUGAUAAUCAAUAUUAUGGAUAUUCAGAACAAGAUUAUUAUCAAUAUUAUUAUGGCUAUUAUCCAGAAGGUUAUUAUUAUGAAUAUGAUCCAAAUAUUAAUACUUAUGCUAAUAAUAACAACGUCAAUUUAACAUCUUCGGUAAAUUCUUCCACAGCCAACACAGAUCAAACAAAUCCUUUAGAUUCAUUAUUAGAUAAAAUUGAUACAGAAGUUAAUAAUAAUCAAUAUUCUAAAGAGCUAGAUGGCAAUUCUGAAUAUUAUUCAUUUUUAGCACAACAUGGCAGUAAUAAUGAUAACAACAGUAGCGAACCUGCUGGUUAUACUGUAACAGGAAGGUUUAAUUCACGCACUGGUAAAUUUCAACGAGAUCCCACUUUGAAUCCUGAAAAAUUUUCUGCAGAAGCAAAAGCAGCUAGACAAAUGUCCUAUUUCUUUGAUUACGAGCGUUACACUGAGCAAAGAGGAUUAAAUUAUGCUGUCGCCGCAUACAACAACAAAGAUAGAGAAAGAAAAAGAAAAAAUGACGAGAUUGAAAAUCAACUUAAAAGAGACAGGCUCUCAAUGCGUAAUGAAGUUAAAAUGCUCUUGCUAGGUGCUGGCGAAUCCGGCAAGUCAACAAUUUUAAAACAAAUGAAACUUAUUCAUGAUGGAGGCUAUUCACCCGAGGAGCGUGAAUCAUUCAAAGAAAUUAUUUUCUCAAAUACAGUACAAUCAAUGCGUGUAAUUCUAGAGGCAAUGGGUACAAUGGGAAUUUCACUUCGUGAUGGGUCAAAUAAAGGUUACGAAAGCAUCAUUCUAAAUUUGCCAAGUCAAAUCGAAGGUGAUCAUUUACCUUCAGACGUUUCAACGGCCAUCAAAAAUUUAUGGACUGAUAGCGGAGUAAGAGAAUGUUUUAAUAGAUCCAGAGAAUAUCAAUUAAAUGAUUCAGCAAAAUACUAUUUUGAUUCAAUUGAUCGCAUUUCACAACCAGACUAUCUUCCAGACGAUCAAGAUGUAUUAAGAUCUCGAGUAAAAACAACUGGGAUCACAGAGACUAGCUUCCUAAUUAAUGAAUUAACCUAUCGUAUGUUCGAUGUGGGUGGUCAACGUUCUGAACGUAAGAAAUGGAUUCAUUGUUUUGAAAAUGUUACUGCGAUUGUUUUCUUGGUAGCUAUUUCUGAAUAUGAUCAAUUGCUAUUGGAAGAUGAGACUGUGAAUCGUAUGCAAGAAGCAUUGACAUUAUUUGAUUCUAUUUGUAAUUCAAGAUGGUUUGUCAAGACGUCAAUUAUUUUAUUUUUAAAUAAGAUAGAUCGUUUCAAAGAAAAAUUACCAUUAUCCCCAAUGGUAAAAUAUUUCCCCGAUUAUGAAGGUGGAAGUGAUUAUGAACUUGCGUGUGAUUAUAUACUUAAUCGUUUCGUAUCACUGAAUCAAUCAGACAUAAAACAAAUUUAUACACAUUUCACUUGCGCAACUGAUACGGAACAAAUCAAAUUUGUGAUGGCUGCUGUUAACGAUAUCAUCAUUCAAACUAAUUUAAGAGAUUGCGAUAGAGUCAUAAGAAGCUUUCAGUUAGAAACUCAAGAUCUUAAGAAACUUGUACGCGAUGAAGUUCUUGACAAAGAACAACAAUUACAACAAUUGAAAAGAAUCAGGAGAUCAAUAACAAUUGAGUCUAGCGCACUCUCAUUUAUAACUAUAUUCAAUAUUUUUACUGUAGGAGAAAUUAAAGGAAUUCGAGAUAUUGUAUACAAGGAAAUUCCUAAUACUAAG